Molecule: messenger RNA, 561 nt
Organism: Zymoseptoria tritici IPO323
Lineage: Eukaryota; Fungi; Ascomycota; Dothideomycetes; Mycosphaerellales; Mycosphaerellaceae
Exons: 2
Coding region: 1-561 (186 amino acids)
Source: RefSeq, a predicted model, not a curated record
AUGGAGCAUCUCGGCGCCUUCGGCAAGCUCAGCCCAGAGCUGCGCAACAUCAUCUACGAACACGCCGCUCUUUCCGCCACCACUCCCUUCUCCACCACCCAGUACUACAACCGCCGCGGUCCCACCCUCGCCCUCCUCUCCACCAACAGCACCAUCAACAACGAGUUCGAAACCGUCCUCGACGCCCGCGCAGCUUACAGCACCACCAUCGACCUCAACAGCCCGAGCUACGAUACCUUCACCGCUCCACGCGCCGAGGAAGCGAAGAACUUGACGGUCAAGGUGCACUUGGCUCCUAAGCUGUCGGCCGAGAAUCCUCACUGGAGGCAGCUCCGCGAGCCGUUGUGCAUCAUCGCCGCGACCAGCGUAGAGGGACCAGAGUCUCUGCGCAUCGAAUGUGUGGUGCUGGAUGACCGGGAGGACGACGGCACUAUGAGGGCGUUGGGGGUGUUUUGUAAGAAGAGCGAUACGCUUCGCGAGUAUGAGAUCGUCUUCAGGGACGAUUGUUUCGGGCGGAAGUACACUAUGAGCAAUAAGCGCGGAAAGGCCGGUGACGAAUAG